This is a messenger RNA of Hymenoscyphus albidus, 1260 nucleotides long. Lineage: Eukaryota; Fungi; Ascomycota; Leotiomycetes; Helotiales; Helotiaceae. The record is from the annotation of a GenBank genome assembly.
UUGUCCUCCCAACUGUGCAGGUGGAUGCAACAACCGAUUUUCCUCUUCUCAAAGUGAACGAGCAUUGAAAAUAAAUAUUCUAUCACUUCCAUCCUACAUACCUAUCGCGAUGGCGCCUCUAUCACGAAAUGCUGUGGUACUAGUAACAGCCGGCUCAGCUGGACUAGGAGCAGCAACAGCCAAAGCUUUUGCAGCGAGUGGGGUCCGAGUGAUCGUAAAUUACUACUCUAGUCCUCAGAAAGCCGCCGGUUUGAUUAAAGAAAUGGAGAGUCUCCAGCCGAAAGCUGAGAAUGAUGAGUUCCCAAGAUUCAUUGCUAUUCAAGCUGAUGUUUCGAAACGAGAUGAGAUUCUCAAGCUUGUGAAUGAGUCAGUGGAGAAGAUGGGAAAGAUAGAUGCCGUCGUAUCUAAUCAUGGUGUAUGUUAUGAUACGAAAUUCUUAUCUGGGCGUGAUGAAAUGUUACUGACCAAGAGCAGUGGACUAGGCUAACAAACUUUCAAAACUUGGAUGAUAAUGUUCGGGAAGAUGACUGGGAUACCUGCUUUAACUAUAAUGUCAAAUCCCAUCUUUUUCUCUUCCAUACUGCCAAACCAUAUCUGGAGAAGUCCGAAGGCUCUUUCACCAGCGUGGCAUCUGUUGCCGGGACUAAGCCAAGCGGGAGUUCGAUUGUGAGCCGUCCAUUUUCCUUGUGUUUAUUCGUUGAGGAAUGAGAUGCUAAUAAGAUCUAGGCAUAUUCUGUGACCAAAGCAGCUCAAAUUCAUUUGAUGAAAACAUUAGCUACUAUCUCAGGACCCCACAUUCGUGUCAACUCCAUCUCGCCUGGACUUUUGCUCACCGUAAGCGACUUACCAUUUUUCCAUCCUAGGCUGAUUGUUUACAGGAAUGGGGUCAAAAAUUCCCAAAAGAAAAGAUUGAUAAGGCGAUCAACAAGUCUGUUCUAAAGAAGGUAGCGACUGUUGAGGUAAGAAUUCUGUUUUUCUCUGGCUGUUACUGUACGAAAUGUUCGCUUAUAUUAUGAUAGGAUUGUGCAAGUCAGAUUGUCUGUUUUGCAAACUCAUCUACGCAGACCGGAACUAACGCUAUUAUUGAUGCUGGAGUUACCCUGGGAUGAAAAGCUGGAAUUUGGAUGACGCUUUCUGAUUCACGUUAUAUCUGAUGUGCCGAGAAUCUCUGCAGAGCUCUUUCAAAGUACUUGGCAAUUGAAAUAUUCUGAUACUUGUAGUCGAUCGAACAUAUUUGAUACCUACUCACGGUGACGGAAU